AUGUCAGAUCGUCGAAAUCAUGAGACCAGUGCCAUGUUCAGAGUUUCCCGCCUGCCUCUGGUUCGCUCGGCAUUGCAGUCGGUGACUUCAGUGUACUCGGAGGUCAAAGGUCGUUACCCUCUGCUGGGGAUGAUGGGAGGAGCGGCUGAAGUCGGAGUUCGCAGCGUAUCCCACGUAGCCAUGAAGCAAGCCACGCCCCUUCUCCAGACCCUGGAGCCACAGAUUGAAGUGGCCAACAGCUUUGCUCUGGUUGGUCUCGACCGUCUGGAGAGAAACUUCCCCAUCCUGAACCAGUCAACAGAUGAGGUGGUGGGUCACCUGAAGGACGCCCUCUUCCUGACCCUGGACGACGUACAGCUGUGGGUGGUUGACGGUUUGGACGGAGCUCUGGAUCAGCUGGAGCGUCUGGCCGACGGAGCUCGGGCGGCGGUGCGUCAGCUGCAGGACACUCAGGUGGGCCGAGCCGCCACAUCAGGACUGGACGACAUGCUGAGCCGCCUGGAGGACGCCACUGCCUACUACCUGCCCCUCCCACCCACACUACGUCGGGAGUGGGAGAUGAGGGUGCAGGAGUACGAGGAUGAAGAUGAGGAUGAGGAGCCCAGUCUGUGGACCAGGGUGCGGAGUCUCCUGCUGAGCCUCAGUCUGCAGCUGUAUCACCGUAUGAUGAAGGUCAGGGAGCAGCUGCAGGAAGCCGUCACGAUGCUGGGAGACGCUGCUGACAAGGUGGGUCUGGGCCGGGUCCUGGAUGUGGUGGGGGAGCUGCUGCAGUACCUGCAGAGCCUCAUGGUGGCGCUGGUGUACCGGUCGGAGAACAUCAGAGAGCUGACCCUGAACAGGAUCAAGAGUCAGGCCACCACGCUGGCAGAGCUGAGGCCGGUCCAGCAGGUCCGAGAGCUGCCGGUCCAGAUCCAGCAGCUGCUCAGAGACCUGCAGGAACUGUCGAAGAUCCUGCUGCAGCUGGUGAUCAACGCCACGCCGCUCUACAACAUGCUGCAGCAGCCGUCUCAUCAGGAUGUGGAGGACUUCCUGAACCACGAGGACUUCAUGUCCGACAGUUCGUCUCGGCGCAACUCGGCUAACAGCCUCUUCCUGAAGGCAAUGGACGGUCGUCCUCGGCGCCGCCGGAGUCUCUAUUCCCGCGCCACCCGAGGCUCCGUGGGCCGCCAGAGUCCCGACCCCCCUAACGGCCGGCGCUCCAGCCUGAAGGACGCCCCGGCCCUGGAGGUGGAAAGCCUGUCUGUCCCUUUCGACGUCGGCGUCCACCGGCGGCCCUCGGCCACCGAGAUGCUCCUGGCGCCGCUCAAACAGUUUGUGUCUCAGAGCCAGAAGGCCUUCGAGUACCUGAACCCCAACUCCACCGAGGACACCGCCAACGCCAUGGCAACGGCCGACUGAGGCUCCACCCCGCCCUCGUCCACCACCUAUCGCUGCUGCCGGUCCCGCCCACUGACCAAUCACAGCCUCCCGUCUCCGCCCCCGAUGAUCAGCCGUUUCUGCCUGAGCUGGUGUUGGUCUGUGCGUUCACGUUCAUCGACAGAGCCAUCGGAUCGUUAGUUUAGACAAACAAUAAACAAACAAACAAACAAACAAACGGCAGCGAGUUCUAGUUAAAAAACAACAGUUCUCUAUGAUAGAGUCCAGCUUUAUAUUUAUUUUCUUCACAAUGCGUAAGUGUUAAAUGUGAGUCGAUAUGAUCAUGUUGAAUAUAUGAAGAUGUUGAACAUUUACUUUAAAACAGGAGGAAACACAGAAAACAUUGAUUUUAACGACAUGUUCUUUGAGCUGAAUAAUAAACCUGGUGUUAUCUGACCUGUUGUUUGGCUCCUCAGAGCCACCGUACAUGACGACAGUGACACACUGGUGAAAUCUGUAACAGCUGAGUUCACAGUGACGAGCUGGUUGUUACAGGUUUUAAAGGUGAUAUUAAAGGUUAUAAAUUAAGUAAAAGGUGACAGGUUGGACCUUUAAUGUGUUGUUGUGCUGAAUGAAGAGAGACAGAGAGUCAGUGUUGACUGAUGACGUGAGACUGAACUGAAUCAAACUGUUUAAACAUGUUAUUUAAAUCAGACGAGUUUAUUCUCAUUAUUUCACAGACAGAAGAUCAAAGUGUU
Seriola dumerili (greater amberjack) is the source of this 2114-nucleotide messenger RNA. It is a transcript of the gene plin6, whose product is annotated as perilipin-2-like. Gene Ontology annotation, cellular component: lipid droplet; cytosol. The coding region runs from base 1 to 1398 and encodes 465 amino acids. Gene Ontology annotation, biological process: lipid storage; positive regulation of triglyceride storage. The transcript has 7 exons. The record is from RefSeq and is a predicted model, not a curated record. NCBI's taxonomy places the organism in Eukaryota, Metazoa, Chordata, Actinopteri, Carangiformes, Carangidae.